This is a messenger RNA of Cutaneotrichosporon cavernicola, 2133 nucleotides long. RefSeq lists its product as uncharacterized. The transcript has 5 exons. Gene Ontology annotation, biological process: regulation of DNA-templated transcription; DNA-templated transcription. The record is from RefSeq and is a predicted model, not a curated record. Lineage: Eukaryota; Fungi; Basidiomycota; Tremellomycetes; Trichosporonales; Trichosporonaceae. Bases 1 to 2133 code for a protein of 710 amino acids. Gene Ontology annotation, molecular function: zinc ion binding; DNA-binding transcription factor activity, RNA polymerase II-specific; DNA binding.
AUGUCUGACCAAGCCGAGUCGUCACGCACAGCGCACAACGACUACCCGCCCGCCAAGAAACUCAAGUUUUCACGCUCGCGCACGGCGUGUUUCCAGUGCCGACACCGCAAGUCGAAAUGCGGCGCGCAGCCACCAGAUCCAUGCCCGAACUGCAUCGAAGCCGAACUCCCAUGUACCUGGCCGACCGAGGAUGGACGUUCCUCCAAAGCUCGUCUACAGCGGUACAGGAACCAGCAGCUGGGCGUUAACAAGCCCCCCGAAUUGGCCGAGGGGUGGUUGGACCGCCUGCUGGCUGGCAGCGCUUUGGGGAAUGGCAUGAUGGAAGGCAUGACGCCAGCAAUGACGCUGACAGAGCUCCCAUUGAUGAGCCAGGCGCCAAUAUUGCCCACGAUCCCACAAGUUGGGAAUACGCCGGUCGAUCCUGCGCAGUUUGUGUGGGCGGUCAGUUCGCGCCUCCCAACUGUGGAAGAUGCGUCGCCACUCGAUGGAGCGUCUGGCCCGUCGCCAAGGCGCGAGCCAGAUCGUCUAGUCAAGGUAUCGUGGUGGCGGCCACAUGGGAAAACGGCCAUUGCGCCGGGAUUGAAGCGAUACACCCUCAAAGUACGGGUACACACACCACAGGAGAGUUGGGAGAAGGGCUCUCCUUCCGUGACGGUCAGCACUGGCACUGGGGAGGUGGCACAAGAGUUGAUCGGACCAGACGGCGCGCCGAGUGUCCCAAUCAUGCGGCACCUGCUCGAGGUGUUCGCGACGCACUUUGGGUGUCAAUUCCCCUUCGUGGACCGCGCCGACCUCGAAGCCAAGCUGGAAGCGCAUACCGCGUCCGUCUUCCUUCUUCUUUCCAUCGCGGCGAUCGCAGCGCGGUUUAGCUCUCACCCAGUCAUUGCGCGUCCCGACCUCCAGCCAUAUGAGUAUGGCAAUGUUUUCUACACCCGCGCAAAAGCUAUGCUGGGGAGCAUGUUGGGGAUCCCGUCGCGUGAGGCAGUCGCAGCAUUCGUGUUGCUCGCCCAUAUGGGCUUCGCGGCCGACUCGGAGAGCGAGGUGUGGAUGAUGACUGGCCUGGCGGUCCGCAUGGCGAUUGACGCCGGCCUCCAUGUCAACCCGCCUCCCGACUCGGCGAUGAGUGCCGAGGACCGCCGGCUCAACCGACUCGUAUUCACCAGCGUGCUACUCAUGGACUAUGCCCUUGCAUUCGGGGUAGGACGACAGACGACCUUCCGGCCCGAGGAUAUCUCGCAGACCCUUCCUACAGCGGAAGAUCUCAGUCCGAGUGGCGAGAACGGACCGCGCUCGCCAUUCCCCUUCGCAGCGCGCAUGAUGCUCUCGUACGGACCCCUCAUUAACAGUCUCAACCGCGUGCGCGGCGGAGAUAGAGAUUACUUCGCCGCCCGGGCUGCGUGUAUUAGCGAAUACUCGGCCCUCCCACCCGACAUGCAAUGGAACGUGGCAAAUCUCCAGCGCCAUGCCCGCGCAUACCAGGGCAGUAUCUUCCUCCACCUCCAUCUGUGGAUGCACACCAUCCUCGCAUCAGAGUUCUUGACCGGCACGAAAGGCUCGUCGAGUCUAUGGCGUAACUCUGUCCGUACGAUUGGCGACAUAUUGGUCUUGUCGGACAUUAUCGACCCACACGCCUACUUUGCUCUCCCAUUUACCAACCAGGCAUGGUUCGUGGCGGGAUGCUGCUACGUCAAGGAGAUUGAGAUGUCGGCGUCCCGUGCUCAUUCUCCUGCUUCUCCCGACCAUCCGGGGGUAGAAGAAGGCUCGGAAUCGGGAAGCGAAUCACCUCCGCCAAUGGACAUGUCGCGCGCCCUCCUCGCCUCGGUCGCCACUACCAAUAUCAACACUCUCAAGGGAGGACUGCAGAAACUCGCUCGGUACUGGUACGGCGCCGAGUGGAUCGCGGGGACCCUCCAGCAGCGCAUUGAGGGGAUGCACGAUGUCGAUCUCGGGGUCGUGAGAGAGAAUUUUGCCAGUUACGUCUCUAUGCCCGAUGCGGGGGCUGCGAUUGGCGAGGGCCAAAGUAAUCAAGUGGACAUCGGACUCGACUUUCUCGCUCUCCCAUUUGAUCUCGCGGAGGGUGGGGCGACGGAGACGGAUGUGCCGAUCCCGUUGUUCCCUUAUGCCUUGAGCUAG